CGCUGGUAGCGUUGGGCUCCUCCCCCAGCCGGCGCGGCCGAGGCCUGUCCCGUGCGCUGACCGGUGCAGGGGCCGCGGGCGGGUCGGACGCUGAGCGGCGCCCGGCCGGGGGAGGCGGGGGAGACGGUUUCGGCGCGGGCGGAGCGUCGGCCGCCGCGGGGCACCAUGCCGGGCGGGCGGGUGUGCGCCGUGUGCGGCGGCUCGGAGAUCGAGGUGGACGCGGCGCGGGGGGACGCGGUGUGCACGGGCUGCGGCUCGGUGCUCGAGGACAACAUCAUCGUCUCCGAGGUGCAGUUCGUGGAGAACAGCGGCGGCGGCUCGUCGGCCGUGGGGCAGUUCGUGUCCUUGGACGGUGCUGGUAAAACACCAUCAUUAGGAGGAGGAUUCCAUGUCAAUUUGGGAAAGGAAUCACGAGCACAGACUCUCCAGAAUGGGAAACGUCAAAUUCAUCACUUGGGAAACCAGUUGCAACUCAACCAGCAUUGUCUUGAUACUGCCUUUAACUUUUUCAAGAUGGCGGUGAGCAAGCACUUAACCCGUGGGAGAAAGAUGACCCAUGUAAUUGCUGCAUGUCUCUACUUGGUGUGUAGGACAGAAGGAACGCCUCACAUGUUACUUGACCUCAGUGACCUUCUUCAGGUGAAUGUCUAUGUGCUGGGAAAAACUUUCCUUCUGCUGGCCAGAGAGCUCUGCAUAAAUGCUCCAGCUAUAGAUCCAUGUUUAUAUAUUCCUCGUUUUGCGCACAUGCUAGAAUUUGGAGCUAAGAACCAGAAGGUAUCAAUGACUGCUCUAAGAUUAUUACAGAGAAUGAAAAGAGACUGGAUGCACACAGGACGCCGACCAUCGGGGCUCUGUGGAGCAGCUCUUCUAGUGGCAGCAAGAAUGCAUGAUUUCCGACGUACUGUUAAAGAGGUUAUCAGAGUGGUCAAGGUUUGUGAGUCUACGUUAAGGAAAAGGCUUACAGAAUUUGAAGAUACACCAACAAGUCAGCUAACUAUAGAUGAAUUUAUGAAGAUUGACUUGGAAGAGGAGUGCGAUCCUCCUUCAUUUACUGCUGGUCAAAGAAAAUUAAAGAUACAGGAGCUUGAGAAAGCGCUGUCAAAAAAGCUUGAAGAUGUUGAAGGUGAAAUAUCAAUUUACCAAGAUGAAAUAGAGAAUGAAUUAGAAAAUAGUAGGCCAAAGGCAAAAGGAGUAUUAGCAAAUUUGACUAAAGAUGAAUCUAUAGAAGAUAAUACUGCUAGCGUAUUUGGAGAGGAGGAGGCAGAAGAUGAAGAAUUGGAAGCAGCUGCUAAUCAUUUAAACAAGGACUUUUGUAAUGAACUUCUCGAUAAAGAUAGAUUAAAGAAAAAUGAAGGAAGAGAAUGCAAAAAUGGAAAUGAAACUCCUGUAUGGCCACCUGCGCUAGAAUCUCUGCUUGGCCCACUCCCUACUGCUGCCAGCCUUGGGAUAACAGAGUCUAUACAAGAGUGUAUAUCCACUAAGGAUCGAGACCACAAUCUCAAAGUGCUUUCCAAAGAUGAAAAUACAGGAGAUGGUGAACUAGAUCUUAGUGGAAUUGACGACACUGAAAUAGAUAGGUAUAUACUUGAUGAAACGGAAGCUCAAAUAAAAGCAGAACUGUGGAUGAAAGAAAAUGCGGAUUAUUUAAAGGAACAAAAGGAGAAAGAAGCAAGAAUAGCAAAAGAGAAGGAACUUGGGAUUUAUAAGGAACACAAGCCAAAGAAGUCUGCAAAAAAGCGGGAGCCAAUUCAAGCCAGCACAGCAGGAGAGGCAAUUGAAAAAAUGUUGGAACAGAAGAAAAUCUCAAGUAAAAUUAAUUAUAAUGUGCUAAAGGACCUGAACAGCAAAGGAAGUAGCACGCCAAAGAAAGAGGAUGACAGCACUGAUGACAGCAGCAACACCAAGAAGCUGUCAAGAAGAAAAUCUACCGCCAGUAGGAAUAUAGCCAACACUGUAAACAGUAUGGGAAAAAGAUUAAGACCCUUGAUUUCUACACAACUAGCUAAAAAGGCUGCAACUGAAGAGGUAACCUUUCCAGAUUCACAGAAAGAAGGGCCAGAGCUUGAAAAACCAGAGAAUGUUCUGGUAGAGAGUGGACCGGUAUCAUAUAACCAUGAUGAAGAAGUUGAGGAAGAAGAAAUAGAAGAAGAGGAUGAUCACUGCAUGAGUGCACUUCAGUUAAUGGGCGGAAAUGAUUAUGGCUGUGAUAUGGACGAUGACGACGGUUAUUAGUCCUGUUUGCUUCCAAAGGAGAUGUAGUAAUUUUGUGAUUCCAAGGACUUUAUGAAUGGUGAAAGAAGCUGUCUGUGAUCUGCAGACGUAACUGAACAAUCCUGACUUUUGUAAAGAGAAUUUUAGUUGAGUGUUGAUUCUGGUCAGUUUACAUUGACCUAUAACCCAGCAAUAAAGUUUGGGUUUAUCGUACUUGAAAUUUUUUUGGAUCAUGUUUUGAGGAAGGAAUUAAUGGAAGUAAUGUUUCAAGAGAACAAAGAAAAAUAGCCUGUAUGCAGAGUAUGUUGUGGUUAGAAACUACAUGUCUCUCAUUUGAUCCUGCUUCAGGCAUGCUACUGAAAAGUAACGUAUAGAAGAGGAAUAAAUUAUAAAGUAAGUAAAACCUCCACAUACAUCUUUGAACUAUACCAGUGUUAAUUCUCUCAUAAUGUUAUAAUGAGAAAAAUGGAUAAUCUAAUCUUUAUUAUUAAUGUGACUCUGCCAUUGUAUACAAGUUUCCCUACUUGAUACUCUCCCAAAAGUAAAUAAAUUAAGGGAAAAGAUAUAAUUCUCUGGCAGUACCUCUUUAAAUUAAAUUAAUCCUCAGAAGCUAAAUAUGUGCUUACGUACAUUAAAAAUAGAGUCGUGUGUUCCUCAAGAGAUGCUGACAGUAGAAGAGAACAGAAGGGUGGUUUCUACUGCUCUGUAAAUGCUGAAGAAGUAUUUGUGGAAAAAAUGGUUAGAUAAAGGCAAAACAUCUAUGGGGAAAGCAGGAGACACUGCUGUGGCCAAAUUCAUUCCGGUGACUCUGCAUGACUAUACUGCUGUGGUGUCAUUGGACUGCUAUGGAUGUGAUGGUGGAGGUUGGUGCAGUAGGUUACUAUUGCUACAGUUAGUGACCAGCUGCAUUCUGUCUUGCUUUGGGACCAGACGUGCUCUGUGUUGCAGCCACACAGAGAACAGCCUAUCUCUAAAGGUCUAUGGGUUUUUAAAUAAAAAAAGAAAAAAGCUGAGCUUUUUGUAUAAAUAAGCUAGUUUCUGAUUUGACUGAAGUUUAAUUUAUUUAACUUUUUUAUUGGUAAAUUAAAGGUCACCCAUAGGGCAACCUGAUUGGCUCACUUGACUUUCGUUUUGUACAGUAACUAACAGCGUUAUUGCCAGGACUCUGAAAUCCUACACUUCAAUACACUUCAACACACUGUCUGAUCCCAAAAUAGAAAAACUCAUCUGAAUUCCAGCUGUGUGGGUUAAAAUCAGGUCUGGUGUUGGCAGAUUCAACUCGAUCGACCCUGAUCUCCCUCUGCCCUCACCUUUAGGGCCUGAUCCAAAGCUCACUGAAGUCUGCGGAAAGAUUCCGGUGGACACUAAUAAGCUUUGGAUCAAGACCUUAAUGAUGUUGGGAGCCACUGGAGUUCUGACAUUUUCGUCUUUCUCACCUGGCUAUUGACGGUCAAGGAAGCUGCACCAUCUGUCAGAACCAGCCCAGCUCAGGGAAGGUUAGUUACACAUCUCUUAGCAAAACAGUCUUCCCUGAGCAGGGCUGCUACAGGUCAGAGUUUGAAUCUACUCUCUCCCACACUGGUGAGGAGCACCCCGUUUAUUAUUAGGCAGAAACACCAUCCUCCUUUUCCCUCAGCUCUGACUGGGGAGCUGGAAAAAUGUGCCUCACAACAGAAAGGGAAGUUGGAUAUUGGUGCUGCUCCCAGGAGCCCGGGGAGUAGGAGAUUGAGCAGCAACCUUGAUCACCACCAACUGGGCUGACAGAGAUGGAAACGGUGCUGUCCAGACUUCCAGUGACAUUAAAGAGGGCAGAGGCACUUGACCUUCCCUCCUGACAGCCAGCAAAAGGGGGUGGAGGGAGGGGAGAGUUAAGAUGAGCAGCAGGUCUUUGAUCCCACACAGGGCUUCAUUGGGACAUAAUUUUAAUAUUGGCUUGGCUAGUUAAUGUAAUGCUUUGGCUAGUAUGUGUCUGCUCGAUAUUUUUGAGCCCUGUUUCUGCAAUGGCUGUGAGACUGCAUGUGCUGUUGCAGAGUUUGGGUAGCAAAAUGAAUGGUCAGGCAUGUGAAAAACCAAAACCCUUUUUGAAACAGGCUUUGGAUUACUUGUUUAUGGAGUUUGGGCUUUGGAAAGAUUUUUGCAGUUGGAAAGAGGCGAUUUAGUGUAAUUCUUAUGGGAAAAGCUGGUACUUUAUAAGGAAAGCUACAGAUGUUUUCUGGAUGCUUUGGUAGCUACACAAAUGCUGCUCUGAGAAUUAAGUUAUGGAGUUAAACCUUUCUAUCUGCACCAGAAUGCAAAAUCACGCUGUUACAUAAUAAUAAUUUUAAAAAUACCAACCCAGGUGCAUUAUACCUCUGCAAAUCUAUGGUAUGCCUACCUAGGCCAGUUAGGUUGAAUUUGAAUAUUGCAGCACUCUGCCCAAGAGCAGUAUUGUAAGUACCCAUGUUCCCAGUAUAUUCUCAAAAUCUGGAUUUUACUCCAAGGUACAAAUUAUUUUAUACACAGGAAAUAAACAUGCAUAUUGACUCCCGGAGGAUAGAAUACCCUCUUGUCUCAAAGGUGUAGUGUCAGCUCUUGAAGAAGCCACUAAGACAAGUUCUUUAUUGCUGAGAUUCUCUCACAUUUUUCGGUGUAGAUUUUCAUAGUUUUUUUACACCUCACCCCCCCAGUGGAAUACUAACCAGGGCAGUGGCACAUUAGACUGGGGAGCACAGUGGAGUCCAGUACAUUCGAAAAAGACAAAUGGGAAAUGAGAAUUUCAGUAAUGGAUUGGGUUUCUGGAAGCUUUAUUUUCAAAACUGGAGGCAAGGGGUGCUUCUCCAUUUAGGAGGGGAAAAUACUUGCAGGGGUUUUGAGUGCUCUCAUAAGAUUCAGUCAGAACAUACUAUCUCACAAUCUACCAUAAAGGCACUUAGAGAGGACAAAAAGCCCAACAGUUCCAUAGCAUCCCAGCAUUGCUAGUGAAUUUCACUCUAUAUGCUCUUGUAUAGGCGCCUAAAUGAAAAGGGAAGGGCCGUUGUGUCAAAUAGGGAGAAUAUAAAGAUUUUCAAACCAGUUGCAUACAUUUUUAAUUUGCUGGUGACUAGCUGGGAUUUUUAUAAGUUUCCUUCCUUUGUGAUUUAACUAAGCUCAGGAAAUGUAAACAGAUUAGAAGAUGCUAGUUUCUGUUUUUAUAACCACUUGUGAAAAUGUAAAAAGGUUAACAUAGCAUUAACUCUGUUUACUACUGUUAAUGUAUCAUAGUGAUCUUGCAGAAGACGUUUUGCUGUAUUGUAGCCUGGAUUCCCUUGGAGUAAUUUGGACCCUGCUUUAUUCAGGAUUCUAAUUAUAAUGAAGAGAGAUUAUAAGGCUUCAGCAUUUGUUGUUCUUAGAUCUUUGUACUAGAACCCACGUGAGAUACAUACCUGUAUAAAACAUAGAUGUCUCUUGCUGCAAGUCACUUUGACAGGCAAAACCCUCCAGCUGUUGCAUUGUAUUUGUCUGCCAUGAAGCCUCUUUAACACACAUUACUAUUGUGGGAAUAAAAUAUGAAAGAGGAAUAAUGAAAGUAACAAGAUUGUUCACCAGGAUAAUUGCAUUUUCUGUGUCUUAAGCUUGUAUGAUGUUCUUUUAAAGAUACUGUGUUCAAUACAGCACAUCUUAAAUGGUGCCAGACAGCCUUAUGUUGUGGGUUACAUGUUCAUCUAAAAAGUUCUUGCCAUCCUGAUCACUUCUCUGUAUUCUUUUUGGAUUGUAUUGAAACAGAUGUAUGUCCACAGAUGUAUGCUGUUAAUGUGUCCUUUGCCCAGUAAGUGUACUACUUUUUAUUUUUGUAUUGAGUCUACACAUUUGAUUCAGUUAGUGCCAAGAGAAUUACAACUGUUCAAUGUAAGCAUAUGUCUUCUUUACACAACCACAAUAUGAGCGAUGUUCAGCUUUUUUAUUGUAAUAUAUUUGCUGUAAAUAAAUCCCCAAAAAAACCCUUGCAUA
Dermochelys coriacea (leatherback sea turtle) is the source of this 6177-nucleotide messenger RNA. RefSeq names its product BRF1 RNA polymerase III transcription initiation factor subunit (gene BRF1). The record is from RefSeq and is a predicted model, not a curated record. Gene Ontology annotation, molecular function: TBP-class protein binding; RNA polymerase III type 3 promoter sequence-specific DNA binding; RNA polymerase III general transcription initiation factor activity. The transcript has 19 exons. The coding region runs from base 166 to 2232 and encodes 688 amino acids. NCBI's taxonomy places the organism in Eukaryota, Metazoa, Chordata, Testudines, Dermochelyidae. Gene Ontology annotation, biological process: DNA-templated transcription initiation; transcription by RNA polymerase III; transcription preinitiation complex assembly. Gene Ontology annotation, cellular component: transcription preinitiation complex; transcription factor TFIIIB complex; nucleus.